AUGUUGAACGACUGGGCCAAUGGCCCCGACUACAGUGACCACCACUACAGUGACCACUAUAGUGACCGCCACUACAGUGACCCCGACUACAGUGACCACCACUACAGUGACCACGACUACAGUGACCACGACUACAGUGACCACGACUACUGUGACCACUAUAGUGACCCCGACUACAGUGACCACCACUACAGUGACCACUAUAGUGACCACCACUACAAGACCACAGCAGACACUGUGGCCAGCUCCCCCACGACUGUCUCACUCACAGAGACCACAGCAGACACUGUGGCCAGCUCCCCCACGACUGUCUCACUCACAGAGACCACAGCAGACACUGUGGCCAGCUCUCCCAGGACUGUCCCACUCACAGAGACCACAGCAGACACUGUGGCCAGCUCCCCCACGACUGUCCCACUCACAGAGACCACAGCAGACACUGUGGCCAGCUCUCCCAGGACUGUCCCACUCACAGAGACCACAGCAGACACUGUGGCCAGCUCUCCCACGACUGUCUCACUCACAGAGACCACAGCAGACACUGUGGCCAGCUCUCCCACGACUGUCCCACUCACAGAGACCACAGCAGACACUGUGGCCAGCUCUCUCAGGACUGUCCCACUCACAGAGACCACAGCAGACACUGUGGCCAGCUCCCCCACGACUGUCCCACUCACAGAGACCACAGCAGACACUGUGGCCAGCUCCCCCACGACUGUCUCACUCACAGAGACCACAGCAGACACUGUGGCCAGCUCUCCCACGACUGUCUCACUCACAGAGACCACAGCAGACACUGUGGCCAGCUCUCCCAGGACUGUCCCACUCACAGAGACCACAGCAGACACUGUGGCCAGCUCUCCCAGGACUGUCCCACUCACAGAGACCACAGCAGACACUGUGAGAGGUUCUAGCACGACUGUUCCACUCACAGAGACCACAGCAGGUCUGCGGGUACUCACGCCGCAGACCCAUCACAAGGGCUACCACCUCCAGGGCACCUCAGAACUGCCACUGACGUUGGUCAGCGUUUAUGUACCUCAAAGUCCCUUCAUGUCCCCAUAA
Procambarus clarkii (red swamp crayfish) is the source of this 1065-nucleotide messenger RNA. Lineage: Eukaryota; Metazoa; Arthropoda; Malacostraca; Decapoda; Cambaridae. The record is from RefSeq and is a predicted model, not a curated record.